Branchiostoma belcheri (Belcher's lancelet) is the source of this 1890-nucleotide messenger RNA. RefSeq names its product DNA excision repair protein ERCC-8-like. Gene Ontology annotation, biological process: transcription-coupled nucleotide-excision repair; protein polyubiquitination; proteasome-mediated ubiquitin-dependent protein catabolic process. Gene Ontology annotation, cellular component: Cul4A-RING E3 ubiquitin ligase complex; nucleotide-excision repair complex. The coding region runs from base 96 to 1298 and encodes 400 amino acids. The record is from RefSeq and is a predicted model, not a curated record. Gene Ontology annotation, molecular function: protein binding. Lineage: Eukaryota; Metazoa; Chordata; Leptocardii; Amphioxiformes; Branchiostomatidae. The transcript is spliced from 9 exons.
ACGUGUGGAAAUGAUGUCGUCUUGCUUUCUUUAGGAUUUUAGGCCGUUUCUCUCCAUUUUGGCCGGUACUUUAGUGAUGUAUUGCGCGUUCUGUGAUGCUCAACUUUCUGAGUUGUCGGGAGAAUGGCACACUCGACCCGGUGGCGCUCGUGCGAGCCGAGACGACGCGGCGAACCUUCAGCCUGGAGCUGAGCAAAGAACAGGACGUGAAGAGGAUCCACGCGAGCGGCGUCAACUCACUGGACCUGGACCCGGUGGAAGCGAGAUAUCUGUUAUCGGGAGGUGCAGAUGGAGUGAUUGCUAUCUAUGACACACACAACCUGUCAGGAACACCCAGCAGUACAGCUGAGGCUGUCUGUACUGUGGGCAGGUCCCACCGCCAUGUCCACAAGUACAGCGUGGAGACAGUCCGCUGGUAUCCCCACGACACGGGACUCUUCACGUCCAGCUCCAUGGACAAGACCCUGAAGGUGUGGGAUACCAACGUCCUGCUGCCUGCCGAGGUGUUCCAGUUCGAGGGGACGGUGUACUCCCACGCCAUGUCUCCUGUAGCCAAGAAACACUGCCUUAUCGCUGUUGCCACUAUGACCUCCAUUGUGACCCUAUGUGACCUGAAGUCAGGGUCAUCAACACACAUACUGAAGGGUCACAGAGCAGCGGUGAAGUGUGCUCGCUGGUCCCCCCGGAACCCGUACCUACUGGCCACAGGCAGCCAGGACAACAAGGUGCUGCUGUGGGACGUGCGCAGCGCCAAGAGCAGCCUCAUGUCACUGGACCAGCACAACGGGGAGCUGGCCACCAGCACAGCAGCAGUGAACACGGCCCAUAACGGCCAUGUGAAUGGCUUGUGCUUCACACCGGAGGGGCUCCAUCUACUGAGCUUCGGCACAGACCACCGACUCCGACUGUGGGACACAGCCACCGGCAGGAACACACUGGUAAACUACGGAAAAAUCAGCAAUGAGAGUAAGAAGUCGGUCCAGUUCACGGUUUCUCGCGGCUCAUCUCCAGACGUGGUGUUUGUCCCAGACGACAGUUCCAUUGCGAUGUUUGACGUGUUUGGCGGGACCAGUCUACACCGGCUGGUGGGACACUACAACUACGUGCAGUGUUGUGUCUUCAACCCCAACACUCAGGAGUUGUACAGUGGGGGGAGCGACAGUAACAUCCUGGUGUGGGUGCCUGAUCUGGGCAGGGGAGAGGACUAUGAAGAGGCCAAGAAACAGAAAGCAGAGCCUAGCCAGAGGACCCAAAAUGUUCAGGCAUAUCAAGACACAUGGAGCAGCGAUGAGGACUGAGGGGGUUCAUUAUGUGCUGUGGAGGAUGGUGAUUUCUGGGGAUUGUGCAGAUAUAAACCUCAGGGAACUGUGUAACUGCAGUGUUUUUGUGAAAAGGCAACCAUUGUAACAGUAAUAAUGAUGACAUUGCAAAUAAUGACUGUAUGUUUUUGUUCAUUUUAAAGCAUACAUGCACUUGAACUGUAUGAACAUGUCUUCAAAAGUAUUUUUAUUCACACUUUCAAAAAAAAUAUAGAGAAACAGUGCAAGGGAGACUGAAAGCUUCAUUCAAAAUACAUGUAUAACAAUUUAAAUACAUCAAUAAAACAAAAGAAAUAAGGUGAUAUUAGUAAAUGAAACAAUAUACAUGUAUUGAAACUAGCAGGAGCUCUUGUGGAUUCAUUAUGUAUUUAUUAACUGUACAAAUGUUUGAAAGGAAUUUUCAGGAUUGUCACAAGAGUUAAAUGUAAGUGUAGAUGUAGGUGUAGUUGUAGGUGUCUAAGGGAAUUCUGUUAGAGAACGUAUGGCAGGGCUGACCACAAGAGCAACUCGCUCCCCACAGAACACUGUAUAAACAGCUCAUGAUAAGGACAGAAUAAAGUUUUCCACCAUU